This is a messenger RNA of Acanthosepion pharaonis, 2319 nucleotides long. The record is from the annotation of a GenBank genome assembly. NCBI's taxonomy places the organism in Eukaryota, Metazoa, Mollusca, Cephalopoda, Sepiida, Sepiidae.
AUGGAAAAAGAAGGCGAAAUAUACAAAGUUGCUGGAUUAGGAGUGGGAUGUAACUUUUUUUAUUUUUUCUAUGUAAUGGAAAGGCCUGUUUUGAAUGAACACAGGAAUAAAUUGUCAAGAAAUAGCACGCCAUCUGCCUCCACAACAGCAUCAACCCCAGCAUCAGUAAAUUCAAAGGUUUACCCAAAGCCUAAAUUUUUAAAACUUUUGCAGUCAGUUGGAGCAAAAGGAAAAGCUUUUCAAGUAUCAGAGAUCAUUAAUUAUUUAAAAGAGUAUAUAUCUUCUAAGAGACUAUUUGAUCAACAACAACCUUGGAUUGUACAUUGUGAGAAUGAUUAUCUUGGAUCAGUGUUCCAUUGUAAACAGUUUACCAUUGAUGAUGUCAGGGGUCUGCUUAAUCAAAAUGUCACAGUAUGUAAAUCGGAAGUCAUUGAUGGCAACGAGGAUGAAUCAUUUGACAGUGAUGCCACAGAAAUUCUUGUGUCCAGUAUGUCAGACUCAGACCAUGAACCACCAAAAAAGACAACUCCACUCGAUGAUAUCAUUUCAAGCUCAACUUCAGAAUCACCUAAACCCAUUUUUAGCUUCAGUUCAACAGAUCCACUGCUGCGGGUCAACUCUUCAUUCUUAGAAAUCCUACAAGAUGUUGGUGCUAAGGGAGAAGUGUUUAGGGAGAAAGAGAUUUUUAGGUAUUUGAAGAAUUAUGUCUGGUCUCGGCGCUUAUUUGAUCCAAAGCAUCCGUGGAUUUGUUUGUGCCACAAUGACAAAUUGGCAAAUGUCUUCAGAUGUAACAAAUUUUUGAUCCAUGAUGUGCCUCAUCUGGUUGCAAAAUUUGGUGUGGAAUAUCCUGGAUACCGUCCAACGGUACUAAGAACUAGCAGUGAUGUGCCUCCCAAAACAGCUAGUGCUAUUGCAUUACCACUUCAUCGUCACAUGUCCUCCCCUGGUCGAACUCAGUCAACACCCUCAGAUAUUACAAGCAGUACUGCGGAUGUGAUUGCACCAACAUUUACAGAUCAUAUAGAAGAACAAACAUCUGGCAGAUCUGAGGAAAGUGUUCCGGCUGCUACACUCCGCAGAUCUGAGGAAAGUGUUCCGGCUGCUACACUCCGCAGAUCUGAAGAAAGUGUUCCGGCUGCUACACUCUGCAGUUCUGAAGAAAGUGUUCCGGCUGCUACACUCUGCAGAUCUGAAGAAAGUGUUCCGGCUGUUACACUCUGCAGAUCUGAGGAAAGUGUUCCAGCUGCUGCACCCAACAGAUCUGAUGAAAAUGUUUUGGCUGCGCCCAGCACAUCUGAAGAAAGUGAUCUCCCUGCUGCACUCACCAGAGGUAGGGGAAGUGAUCUCCCUUCUGUGCACAGAAGGUCCAGGGAAAGUGAGCUUCCAGAAUCAAGCUCUCGACCAACCAAUAGUUUUACGUUAACACUAGGAAUGAAAGAUGAGGAAUUUCUCAGCUUUCAGAGUGAGGAACCGGUGGAUGAUGUAUAUGUGGAAUAUGAAGUGAUGUCAAAUUCAACUAGUUUCCAUAUGUCUGACAGUGAAGAGGAACACCACAAAGUUUCAAUGGAUAUGUUAGUGAUUUGCCAAGACAGUGACAUUGAAUGUUAUGCUGAUUACAGUGAUACAGGUUCAGAUACAGAUGUGGAACUCUCAGAAGCAGAUAAAUGGUGUUGUUCAAACUGUCACCUCUAUAAUUCACCUAUCCAUCGACUUUGUGACCGAUGCUGGACACUGCGUCCUGGCUGGCUCCCUGACCGUGAUAAGCAAAGCUCCCCUAAACCCAAAGACAGCUGUGAACACAGCUCAAAACAGCUUCAAAAUCAGAUUAAGAGUUCCUUAGAGAAUCUAAGAUCAAAGACAUUUGUUUAUAUGAUUGGUGGAAGGCUACAUUUUUCUUUUCUUUUUUUUUCCUUUUCUUUUUUUCUUUUCUUUUUUUUUCUUUUCUUUUUUUUUCUUUUCUUUUCUUUUUUUCUCUUUUCUUUUCUCUUUUCUCUUCUCUUCUCUUUUCUCUUUUCUCUUCUCUUCUUCUUUCUUUCUCUUCUUUUUCUUUCUCUUCUUUUUCUCUUUUCUUUUUUUCUUCUCUUUUUCUCUUCUCUUCUCUUUUCUCUUUUCUCUUCUCUUUUUCUUUUCUCUUCUCUUCUUUAUUUUCUUUUCUCUUCUCUAUUUUCUUUUCUCUUCUCUAUUUUCUUUUCUCUUCUCUUCUUCUCUUCUCUUCUCUUCUUCUUUUCUCUUCUCUUCUCUUCUUCUUUUCUCUUCUCUUCUCUUCUUCUCUUCUUCUUUUCUCUUCUCUUCUCUUUUUCUUUUCUAUAUCAACAGUAA